This is a messenger RNA of Microthlaspi erraticum, 1479 nucleotides long. The record is from the annotation of a GenBank genome assembly. NCBI's taxonomy places the organism in Eukaryota, Viridiplantae, Streptophyta, Magnoliopsida, Brassicales, Brassicaceae.
AUGUUUCUUUUUCUCUCUAUCAUAUUCGUAUUCACAAAAUCAAAGCCAAAGCUAAAUUUGCCGCCGUCUCCGGGGUACUCAUUGCCGGUGAUCGGCCACCUCCACCUCCUUAAGCCACCAUUCCAUCGGCAAUUUCUUUCUUUCUCUCAGUCCCUCGGAAAUGCUCCAGUCAUCCACCUCCGCGCAGGGCACCGUCACCUGUACGUCGUCUCCUCACGAGCCAUCGCCGAGGAAUGUUUCACCAAAAACGACGUUGUAUUGGCGAACCGUCCUCAGGUGAUGAUAACCAAGUAUCUUGGAUAUAAUGCUACAGAUAUGCUCGGAUCAUCUUACGGCGAUCACUGGCGAAACCUCCGUCGCAUCACCGCUUCUGAGAUAUUUUCGUCUCUUGGGGUCAAAACGUUUUUGAAUAUCCAUAAAGACGAGAUCAGACGGAUGAUAUUACGACUCUACCGAGACUCCUCACAUGGAUUUGUGGAGGUGGAGAUGAGAUCACUGUUUACAAACUUGUCAUUCAACAACAUAAUCAGAACAAUAGCUGGGAAGCGAUAUUACGGUGACGAAACAGAGGACGAAGACGAGUCCAAGCACGUGAGGCAAUUGGUGUUUGAGGCUGUGGCCGGCGAUAGUGGAAAUAACCCUGUUGAUUAUAUUCCGUUUUUGCGUUGGUUCACGAAUCACGAAACACGGAUCAAAGACUUGGCUCAUCGUUUCGACGCAUUCUUGCAAAAACUUGUCGAUGAGAAACGUUCGGAGAAAGAGAAAAGUGAAACGAUGAUUAACCACUUGCUUUCUCUCCAAGAAACUCAACCUGAUUGCUACACAGAUGUUCUCAUCAAAGGAAUCAUCCUUGAUUUGAUAGUUGCUGGGACAGAGACAAUAUCUAUCACAUUAGAGUGGGCAUUUUCUAAUCUCUUGAACCAUCAAGAGGUACUACAGAAAGCAAGAACCGAAAUAGAACAUAAAAUCGGUUUGGACCGGUUAAUAGAUGAUUCGGAUCUUGCGAGUCUUCCCUACCUGCAAAAUAUUAUACAUGAAACGUUACGUCUCUAUCCUCCUGGCCCGUUGAUUCUCCCCCACAUGUCAUCAGAAGAUUGUGAAGUAGGAGGUUACGAUAUGCCACGUGGGACGAUGUUAUCCAUGAACGUGUGGGCCAUGCACAGAGAUCCAGAGUUGUGGGAAGAGCCAGAGAUGUUUAAACCGGAGAGGUUUGAAAAGGAAGGGGAAGCUCAAAAGCUUAUGGCGUUUGGGCUCGGACGACGGGCUUGUCCCGGAUAUGGGCUUGCUCAUCGGUUAUUGGGCUUGGCACUUGGGUCGUUGGUGCAGUGUUUUGAGUGGGAGAGAGUUGGUGUCGAGCAGAUUGAUAUGAGGGAAGGGGAAGGUAUCACAAUGCCCAAAGAGAAACCACUGCGAGCCAUGUGCAGAGCACGGGCUCUUGCUGGUCAAGUUGUUGCUGUGAAUCAGAAGAACUCUUUUUAA